CUUUUAGACCCAAGAACGAUUUGUUCUGUACCGUUCAUCUGUAAGCAAAUGUGGUAAUUGAAAGAUCUUUAUUCUGUGUUAAAUUCUGUGGGAAAAUGUAGGUGGAAGGCAAAGAGUGAUCAACAAAGCUAGAAUGAUAGCUACUGGUCUUUCAAACAAAAGUUCCCUGAAGCUGCUGCAGGUGAUUUUGGGUUGGUAAUGUGCAGGUUACUAGUCAGAUAAAUAGCUUGGGUUUUGCAUUUACAGUGAGGCAAUGCAGUUUGUUAAAUAAUAACUUGAAGUACAGUGUAAGAUACUGGUGUAGGUGGACACCGUUUCUUGCUUGCAGCCCAUACUGUUUGAUGCUGUUUUCCUUGCAGAUUUGAGAGAAACUAGGUCAGCCUAUAGGUUCUCAUAUAACCAGGACUUGUGUGGAAGACAUUCAGGGAGUACUUUAGUAUUAGGCUGCUGCAUUGCUGAAGUCCAUCUCCUGUUCAUCCAGUCUUCCAGACCACGUGCUCCAUGCUUUGAGACCAGGAGGACCUUGGUGUUCUGAAAUGAAGAUGGAGGCGGUGGGAAAAGCAGAAGAACUUCUUGAUUCACAAGUUCCACCAAAGACUUCUGAAAAGCAAGAGACUGUUCCUGAUGAAGAUGGACCUAUAGAACUUGAGACACACACUCAGAAAGACAAUGUGCCCAUUGCAGCAGACUCUGCAGUGCUGUCCUCAAUGCCUUGCUUACUGAUGGAACUAAGGCGAGACUCCUCAGAGUCUCAGCUAGCAUCUACGGAGAGUGAUAAGCCAAUGGGUGGUCGAGUUUAUGAGAGUGACUCUUCUAAUCAUUGCAUGCUUUCCCCUUCUUCCAGUGGGCAUUUGGCUGACUCAGAUACAUUGUCUUCCACAGAAGAGAAUGAGCCCUGUCAGGCUGAAGCUGUUGUAGAGGAAGAUCCUUCGGCAGCAUCUGGGGUUGCAACUGGGAGGAAAUCCAGGCGAUCCAGGUCUGAAAGUGAAACUUCAACAAUGGCUGCCAAGAAAAACCGACAGUCUGUUGAUAAGCAGAAUGGUCGAGUUACCAAAGUAAAAGGUCAUCGAAGCCAAAAGCACAAGGAAAGAAUCCGGCUCUUGAGACAGAAACGGGAAGCAGCUGCUCGCAAGAAGUACAACCUGCUGCAGGACAGCAGUACCAGUGAUAGUGACCUGACGUGUGAGUCGAGCACAAGCUCAUCAGAGGAUGAUGAAGAGGUUUCAGGGAGCAGCAAGACAAUCACUACAGAGAUACCAGAUGGACCUCCUGUCAUACCUCAUUAUGAUAUAUCAGACACAAAUUCAGACUCAGAAGUGGUAAAUGUGGAUAACCUGUUGGCAGCUGCAGUAGUUCAAGAGCACAGUAAUUCCUUAGGAAAUCAAGACUCAGGAUCUGCCUGGAGAACCAGAGGGCUGCUAGAUGAACUGAGUGGUGAUACAGGUCAUUUGGAUCCAGGCUUCCUUGCAAGUGAUAAAACCUCGUCUGGUAAUGUCCAGAUCAAUGAAGAAAUUCAUAUCGCCUCUUCUGAUAGCGAAGUAGAGAUUGUUGGAGUUCAAGAACAUGCCAGGUGUGUGCAUCCCAGGAGAGGCGUGAUUCAGAGUGUGUCUUCGUGGAAGCAUGGCUCAGGCUCACAGUAUAUUAACACUCAGCAAACGCAAUCAUGGACAGCUGUGACUCCCCAGCAGAAUUGGUCUUCGCCCCCUGAAGUAGUAGACCUCACUUUGGAUGAGGAUACCAGACGCAAAUAUCUACUGUAAUUCAGUGUCACCAUGUUUCUGUCCCCACCCCUUCUCCCCUUUAUGACAUAGGAAUUCAUUGUUAAAGCUUCAGCUUCAGAAGCCCUGCUUCUGGCAUUGAAAAAUCCAAACUCAUGAAAACUUCACACAAAUGUAGUAUAAUUUCAAUAUAAUUUAAAAUGGUUUCACCUUCUCCAAGGAGGAUUCCUCCCAGAAUUAAAACCAAAUAGCACCAAAUUUAAAACACAGCUACAGUACUAAUGUGUGUGUGUUAAGAUUAAGAAAUAACUGUGUGCAAACUUAAAUCCUCCCACCUUUUCCUACCUACAGCAUUAGAAUAUUUUUCAUUUAUCAGUAUAUCGAGAUUUUAUUUUUUUUUGUUAGAAGUUAGUGUUUUGCUUUGUGAGCAUCAGUGAUUUUGAGACAUGCUGUGUGUUCUCACUGAUUUUAGUGGAAUUGGGGGUAUUCAACACUUGCAAAAACUGGGCCAAGAGUAUUCACACCUAAGCUGAUUUGGUGUAUACCAGCAGGAGGGACUGUCUUUAAUACAAACGGCCCAUAACAUAUGCACUGAACAGCUUUUAAAGGACUUUUAUUUUGAAUAAUUUUUCCGUUUACACUCUUUCCAGUGCUGUCUUCUGUCUACUUGACUACUGUGUUUCGCUGAUCAUUUCCCACUGCUUAUUAUGAUUUAAAAUAGUAAUAGUAGUGAUUUAGUAGCAGCUGAUUAUUGCAAAAGCAUAGGAAAAAGUAAUAAAAAGGCCCAGCAUCUGUCUCCAUUUUAAAUAUAGCUGAACUUUUCUACCUGUAUCUGGGUCUUGCCUGGAGUAGGAGAAGGGGAGAAAUUAAACAUUUCACUCAUAGGUAUCAUUUCUGUUGUUGUUUAUUUGCUUCAUUGAGCAACAAAAUUCCAAAGCCCCAGGCUGGCAAAGCACUUUAGCAGCUGAAACUGUGGGGCCAUUUAAGUGCUUAAAACCCUGCCGUAAGCGAUCUUGCAGGAUCAGAGCCUGAGGUUGGGAUCUUUGUUUUGGGUAAUUUUGGGUUUGUUUUUUUUUUUUGGUAAACCCGUAUAUCUGCACCAUUUUCCUGGCUCUGGGCCAUGUCUCUUAUCCUAGCUUUGGGAUUGUUUUGGGGGUGUGAUCCAGGAUCCACUUGUCCACCAGAAUACUGACUGAAUUCAGUGUAACUACUUCCUUGAGUGGGCUGUGUGUAUGGGAAUUCCCGCCCCUCAUCUGUCAUUCUGAGCCUUUCUCAAGGCAAAAACCAAAGAUUAGACUAUAACAAGAUGACAUUCACUUUAAAGACUACUGUGCAAUUAAAAUGUUCCUUUGUAUUCCAAAUGUUCCUAGGGGGAAUUUUGUACAGCUCUAUCCUUGGAUUAUAUUUUUUCUUUUUGCUGUUAAGGUGGUAGUCAGGACAUAGGAAGUUGUGAUUUUCUUUUUGUGUUGGCUGGUUUCUGAAUUUACUUGACUUCCAAUAAUUGUAUCUAUAGGAAAGAAAAUUAAAUAAGGUUGCCUAUUUUUCACAUAGAGAAACAAAAAUACCCCUGUAUUGUUAGUAACAAAGAGCUUUUUCUUUAAUAAGCAGAACAGCUGUGACUGCACUUUAAAGAGCAACUAGAUUAAGGGAUUGUUAUUCUAAUUUCAAGCUUUCUAAGGCAUUGAACAUAAGUGAAUUGCAUGGCCAGAAAAUUGUGUGCUGUGUUUCUAGUGGCCAAUGUCUUCUUCUGGGGAUGAGAGGGAGGGAAGCAGCGGUGCCUGGAUGGAGCCCAUGAGGGAAGAGCCCUGUACGACUGGGGCACUGCAUUGGUUAGGGGCUGUCCAUCUUUUCUGCUCAUGUUGUAGCCAAGCGGCUGUUUUUAGCACACAUGCUGUAAAGGUAACUUCGGAACUGUGACUCGGUGUUGCUGCUUCUUCCUGUUUCACAAAGCCUUUUGAAGAUGAGUUCUGACGAAAGCUGCAGGGACCCAUUUGUAGUCCUCCCAUGGAAAAUGCAAACUAACUCCCUUGUUUUUCAGUUUGUAUAUGAUGUGACUUCCAUGUAUAUAUAUAUAUAUAAAAAUUACUGUGUCCUAACCAAACUUCCUCCAAUUGUGCACUGUGUUAGUUUAAACAAUUCAUGUAUUGUAGUCUGAUGCAGGUUUUCUUUUAUUUAAAACACUACAUGAUUUUCUCUUGUUCUUAACAGAUUUGAAAGGGUAGAGAUCUGAAAACUGCAAUCACUGGAUAGCUGCAAAGUGGGUUUGUUUUCUUGUUGUUUUGUUUAUUAUUUCUUAAGAGAGCAAAGGGUGCCUGGACGCUUUUGCUCUUCUCAGCAGGAAAGAGAAGUGUUAGCCAUUGUAUGGCUGCGAACCAGUGCACUUGAGGGCUGAUCCCAUUGGAGCUGAUGUUUUCCAUUGAUUUCAGUGUGCAUUGGCUCAAGCCCUUCAUGGCUUAGCAGUUCCUGAAAUUGCUGGAGUGUGAACUUGGAAUCUUCUAUAGUGAAGACAAAUCAUUGCUUAGGAUAUAAAUAUUUAAAAUGUGCAACUCUUAUUAAAAGAUCUGAUUCUUCUCGACACUCAUUAUUUAGUUCUCAUUUUCCAUCUAGUAUUUAAUGGUCUUUGGAGAAAAAAAAAAUAAAACAGAGUGUUAUAUAUAUAAAUAUAUAUAUUUUUGGUGCAAGAUGAGACCUUCUGUUUUUUGCAACAAGUCUGUAGCAUAAAGGUUAAACUAUUUUAAAACAAAAUAAAGUGUAUUAUUUAAACAAUA
Neopsephotus bourkii (Bourke's parrot) is the source of this 4486-nucleotide messenger RNA. It is a transcript of the gene ARK2N, whose product is annotated as arkadia (RNF111) N-terminal like PKA signaling regulator 2N. NCBI's taxonomy places the organism in Eukaryota, Metazoa, Chordata, Aves, Psittaciformes, Psittacidae. Bases 537 to 1760 code for a protein of 407 amino acids. The record is from RefSeq and is a predicted model, not a curated record. Gene Ontology annotation, biological process: ubiquitin-dependent protein catabolic process. The transcript has 5 exons. Gene Ontology annotation, molecular function: ubiquitin protein ligase activity.